Messenger RNA from Monoraphidium neglectum, 945 nucleotides. RefSeq lists its product as hypothetical. Lineage: Eukaryota; Viridiplantae; Chlorophyta; Chlorophyceae; Sphaeropleales; Selenastraceae. The transcript is spliced from 7 exons. The record is from RefSeq and is a predicted model, not a curated record. The coding region runs from base 1 to 945 and encodes 314 amino acids. Gene Ontology annotation, molecular function: iron ion binding; oxidoreductase activity, acting on paired donors, with incorporation or reduction of molecular oxygen; heme binding.
AUGGAACCCGACUCCGAGGCCCUUCAAGGCGAUGCUUCAGCUUCAUUGCCACCUGAGACCGAAGGCUACCCAGCCGCGGCACCGUCGGACGCGGCGGCGGAGCGCGAGCCGCGCCCGAACCGCGCUGUGGGCCUGCCCUACGAGAUCAUUGCAUCGGAGCUCGCAGAGCGGCAGCAGCAGCCGGCGCCGCGUGGCAAACGCUCCGUCAAGAGUGAGGACGCAGAUGACGAGCCAUACUACCCGGGAAGCAGCAAGCGCUCGAAGGUGGCCGUCGACUCUGUCGAGCCCCAGGACCUGGCGGGCAAUGUCUUCCUGCGCGUCGACGCGCUGCAUCCCAACGCUCUCGUGACCUUUGACGGCGACCUGGCUCGGCCCCUGUUCUUCGAAGAGCGCGAGAGCGGGGCGGUGGAGAUCCCCGGGGCGCUGCUGGGGGAGGGGGUGGACGCGAUGGCGCUGAAGAUGCCGGGAGUGGAGGUGGAGCUGCCGGGCGGCACGCGGCGGACCGCCACCGUGUCGGAGCUCAUAAACUACCUCAAGCUGACCGAGAAGCCCACCAAGGUGGGGCCCUACAUGAUACCAAAGGGCGUGAUGGUGUUCCCCUGCCUCUACGUCAUCAACAACUGGAGCGGCAACUGGGAGGAGCCGCGCAGGUUCAAGCCCGAGCGCUGGCUGGUCAGCCCAGGUGACCCCGACCCCGCCAUCGACCAGAAGACAGGCGCGCCCCGCUUCCUGCCCUUCAGCUCCGGCCCCAAAGCCUGCAUCGGCGGGGCGCUGGGCCUGGUGGCGGUGCGCACCGCCGCAGCUGCGCUGCUCUCCACGUUCACGUACCGCCUGGCGGAGCGCAUGGGGACCCCGGCCUCCAUCAAGGGCCGCACCAAGCUGGCACUCACCCUGAAAGUGGAGGGCGGCAUGUGGCUGCGCUGCGCGCGCCGCGUCAAGGCCUGA